UAACCAUGUCUCAAACAUCAUCUACUGACAUUUGCGAUUUACUAGCCAAAAAUGUCUCCAUCAUCGUUCACCAGCAAUUCAAGUCUCACGCAUCUUUUCCCGAUCCUUAAUGUCCUGCAUGGAUUCACCACUUGUCCCACUUUAGCACUCACAAACGUUGCCAACGUCUCGUUAUCUGACAACGCCCUCGGUAUCCACAAAAACACAGGACAUCUUACUCACAAUGUCGUAAAUCCCCCGAUGCCAAUCGCCCUUUGUGGAAAUGAACCGCCUCCGCAGGUUGCUUGGGAGGCUUUCUAUCCCAAAGGCAGCAUAAGCCCUCAAACCGAGAAGCCUGGUGGCUUAGGAUUCUACCUCAGCGGACCCUCCGACUUUGCUAGGGCAUUAGAAAAUGGCGCAUCCGAGGCUUUGUUCAGCUACAAAGUCAUGUUCCAACCCGACUGGGAAUGGGUCAAAGGUGGAAAGUUACCUGGAAUGUAUGGUGGCGUAGGCGAUUUGGCGUACAAAUGCUCAGGUGGACGUCAGGAUGACCGUUGUAAGUGCUUCAACCUUCGUCUCAUGUGGAGGGCCAGUGGAAAAGGGGAAAUAUAUGCAUAUAUGCCACUGAACAAUAUCAAUACUAAGCAAUUACUCGCUGUUCCGCCCAAGUCUGUACUAAACAAUGACUACGGAAUCUCAGUCGGCAAAGGCCCCUACACAUUGUCGACAGGCUUGUGGAUAACGAUAGCUCAACGGGUGAAGUUGAAUACCCCUGGAAAGACAGAUGGUGCGCAUAUAAUCAUAGCGAUACAUUAUUCUGUUCAGGCCGAAUUCGUUAUAGGCGAAGUCCAGUUGUGGAUGAAUGGCAGUUGCGUUUUGCAUGUUGUUGGUCUAGUCAUGCGAGAAGACGCGGCGUCACAUAUCAAGGGCAUGCAUUUUCAGACUUUCUUUGGAGGUCAUAGUAUUGAUUGGGCAUCCCCAAAGGACCAACGGGCCUGGUUUGCUGAUGUUUCAGGCGCAAUUAUGCAUUGAACCAGGAGACCCACACUAUCACAUAGUACCUAUCCAUGGAUCCACAGAUGCAAACAUAUAAAAUGAACGACAGUGUUGACCAAACCUCCGAGACAACAUACAAUAACAAGCAAUACAAACAGUUAGGGAUAACUGUGCUAGAUACACUUAACAUGCUCUUUUUACAUACAAUCAGUUUUACACGACACGAUACAACAACGAUCGUACAAUGAAUCUAGCGAAACACUUCAAAAAAACAGUGUACCAAUUGAAUCUGAUUUAAGAGAAGGCAAGCACGGACCAGGUAGCCACAGCACCGAAAGCAAAUGCUGUUGCUGUGUGUGCGACGCCGGACAUUGACACUCCUUUCCUCGCACGUUUAGAAGGGGAAGGCUCCAUUACAUCAUCGUCAACAACCGUCUGGACGGGCGGAAGGGCCUGUGGUGUCAACGCCAUCACAGUGUCUUCAUCAUCGAUGUUGACCACCUCGAUAUCGGCCGUUUUGAGCUCAACUUCCGAGUGCUUGCGCUUCAAAUUUGCAAACGUCUUCCGAGUUACUAGUCACUACUUGUGACAAGA
This is a messenger RNA of Serpula lacrymans var. lacrymans S7.9, 1569 nucleotides long. Its product is annotated as polysaccharide lyase family 14 protein. The coding region runs from base 52 to 1011 and encodes 319 amino acids. The transcript has 5 exons. The record is from RefSeq and is a predicted model, not a curated record. Lineage: Eukaryota; Fungi; Basidiomycota; Agaricomycetes; Boletales; Serpulaceae.